CGAGGAAUGUUUAUUAACCUCUCACUCCUUCACAGCAGAGGAAGAAUGGAAAUUUCCAGUGCCAAAGGAACAAGGAUUAGGAGUUUAUUGUAAAAAUAGGGGAAAAGGCAAGUUUCUAUUGCUUUGGUUUUGCACAGGACUGAGCUGCAGGAUGUCAUGCAGAGACCAUCACUGCAAGACCUCAUCUGCACCAAUCUAUGUUUCCACUGUGGAAGUGAUGUUGUCUUCCAGUAGAGUGACCCCACCACCAACCUUUGAAUCAGCUGUGCAGGGGCGGCCUUUCCAGAAGAUGCCAUCUUCAGCAUGGUAUCUUCCAGCUGGUCAAUCAGCAACAGAGAGUACUCCAAGAAAUGUCACCUUGCCACCAAGCAACAUAUCUUCUGGGGUUUACUGUUCAAGGUUAGAUGUCAUCUUGGCUCAGACAAAUAGGAGGAAAGUUUUCAGGAAAGAUAACCCAUGCAUGAAUCCUUCUGACAUGGCAUCUACAUGUUCCAAUCUUCGCAGAGACUCUCGAGGCACCGGAUGUGGGAGUUUGGGCAUUUGGUCCACACCCACAUCUUGUAAGCAAUGCUCAGUAGGAAAUCAAAGUGCCUGUCACUCUUCCACUGAUAAAAAUGGUCCCAUGAAGCUUUCAGUGUCUUUGCCUUCUGCUGCUUCUUCCUCAAAAGCCCCACCAAGCUGGACAUCACGUCUAGAUGUUGCUCUUUCUGCCAUUCCAGCUGUUUCACCACUCCAUAGCAAAAGGAUGCAUACAACACUGGCAUCUCGUAGCUCAGCCCCAUCCCAACGUGGCUACAGUCAGUGCAGUGUUCCAAUUCCAGACCUUCAUGCUUCAGUGAAGCUCUACAUUUCAACCUGCAGUUUGGCAAUAAAGCCUUUUAGAACUGAUACUCAAGUGAGCAACCAUGCUCAUUCCAGUCUUCUAGUGCCACAACUAGAGAAGAUGUCUGGUACAUCUGCUGGUCUCCCACCAGGAUCCCAGGUGUCUAAACAAGAUUUCUCCUCACCUGGGUCUCCAGCUCUUCAGAUUACAAGAUUUCAUGUGACUUCCUCUGCCGAGUGCCCUGGCCUUCCUCAGCAAACAGUCUCCAGAGAAAUAUGGCUGACGCCAGCUGUGCUGACUAGAAGAGAAAGUUCUGUUGGUGGAAGUGAGGUCCCCAACACUGAUUUAGAUCCCGAUCUGAUCAUCUUUCAAAACAACCAUUCAUCUGAGACAGCAUUUGGGAAGACUCCAUGUGAAAGGCUAACACCAGCUCACCACAAGAUUUCCAAAAUAACCCUGAUACUUGCCACCCCUUGGACUACUGUGCCUAUCCACGUGGUAAGAGAAUUCAGAAAAAGUCCAGCACCAACCAUCUUUAUCAAAUCACAUGAUCCAGAUGCACCUGGCCCACCCCUUCACCCCAUUGGGAUUGGGGCUGGCCUCUCCUUAUCAGUGAAUCCAGUUUGCUGUCCAGAAUUGCUCUCUUCACAACAACAUUGGGCAACAUCUCGUUCAAGGCCUUCCCAAGAUGCAUGCACUGUAGGAACCGUAGCUCCUGACAACCUCUUAACAAACAUACCAGCCCGCACUGCAAAUGCACCACACAGAGCCGGCAGGGGUGCUUGGUGUCCAUCUAUCGCUGUGAACAUUGCCUCCUUUGGAGCUGGGAGGAGAGUGGUAAAGAUAUCCAUUCCAUUCUAGGAACAUUUGCAAACAGACCUUGGUUAGCCAAGCCAUGUGGAUUCCUCCUUGUUUUCCUCCUGGUGGAUUUUUCCUUCCUGAAAUUGUAGCUAAGCUAUAAAACAUGGCAAAGGAAGUAAUAUGCCUUUAAAGCAGCU
Malaclemys terrapin pileata is the source of this 1821-nucleotide messenger RNA. RefSeq lists its product as uncharacterized. The transcript is spliced from 2 exons. The record is from RefSeq and is a predicted model, not a curated record. Lineage: Eukaryota; Metazoa; Chordata; Testudines; Emydidae. The coding region runs from base 152 to 1684 and encodes 510 amino acids.